This is a messenger RNA of Humulus lupulus (European hop), 1186 nucleotides long. RefSeq names its product peroxidase A2-like. The transcript is spliced from 4 exons. Gene Ontology annotation, molecular function: peroxidase activity; heme binding. Lineage: Eukaryota; Viridiplantae; Streptophyta; Magnoliopsida; Rosales; Cannabaceae. Gene Ontology annotation, biological process: response to oxidative stress; hydrogen peroxide catabolic process. Bases 7 to 1038 code for a protein of 343 amino acids. The record is from RefSeq and is a predicted model, not a curated record.
AUCAAAAUGGCAGGCUCACAAUAUAUUUUGGUAAUAAGCCUUUGCUGCCUUGGUUUUGUGGUUGGAGGGUUUGCUCAGCUCUCUCCAUUCUUUUACAGCCAAAGUUGCCCAAGUGUGAUCAACAUUGUACGAGGGGUCAUUCAAGAAGCUUUGCAGACUGAUCCUCGUAUUGCUGCCAGUCUUAUUCGCCUUCACUUCCACGAUUGCUUUGUCAUUGGUUGUGAUGCAUCGUUGUUGUUGGACAGCACUGAUACCAUAGUGAGCGAGAAGGAAGCCUUUGGAAAUAUUAACUCGGCUAGAGGUUUUGCGGUUGUGGAUAAUAUCAAAACUGCCUUGGAGAAUGCUUGUCCUGGUGUUGUCUCUUGUGCUGAUAUUUUAGCCAUCGCAGCUGAAGAAUCUGUCCUCUUGUCAGGAGGCCCUGCAUGGUUUCCCCUAUUAGGAAGGAGGGAUAGCUUAAUAGCGAAUGUAACUCUUGCCAAUGAAAACCUUCCAGCUCCAUUUGAGACUCUUGACCAACUCAAAGAAAAGUUCUCUAGACAAGGCCUUGACUCCACCGAUCUGGUUGCACUCUCCGGGGCCCACACAUUUGGACGGGCCAAGUGUCAAACAUUCAACUUCAGACUGUACAACUUCAACGGGACAAACAAUCCUGACCCAACGCUGAACACAACCCUCUUAGAUGCACUAAGGCAGUUAUGUCCUCAGGGUGGCAACGACAGUGUCAUCACUGAUCUCGAUCCUGUGACUCCAAAUACUUUCGAUAACAAGUACUUCUCCAAUCUCCAGUCCGAGAAUGGAGUUCUCCAAACUGAUCAAGAAUUGUUCUCAACCACUGGAGCCGACACUGUUGAUAUUGUCAACGCUUUCAGCGCCGACGAAAGAAUUUUCUUCGGCAACUUUGUGGUGUCAAUGAUCAAGAUGGGGAAUAUUAACGUCUCGACUGGCUCACAAGGAGAGAUUAGGUCAAACUGUCGAAGGGUCAAUGCAGAUAUAAGUGGUUUAUCAUCAAGUACUGGUGGUUUGGUUGCUCAGUAUUGAUUAAUUAUGGUAUUAUAAUUUUAAAAGUGAUAUCAUCCCUACAACUACAAAUUAUUAAUUAUAAUAAUAAGCUCACUCUCUAUGAAUAUAUAUCUCUUCUAUAUAAUAAGUGUUUAGAUAACAGAAAUUUUUUGUUUUAACGGUUUUU